This is a messenger RNA of Penicillium robsamsonii, 300 nucleotides long. RefSeq lists its product as uncharacterized. The coding region runs from base 1 to 300 and encodes 99 amino acids. The transcript has 2 exons. NCBI's taxonomy places the organism in Eukaryota, Fungi, Ascomycota, Eurotiomycetes, Eurotiales, Aspergillaceae. The record is from RefSeq and is a predicted model, not a curated record.
AUGGCUUCCAACGAACCCACCAAGGCUAAGGCUACCAAGAAAGCUAUUGCUAAGCCUACUUCGGGAACUAGCCGUGACUUGCUGAAAGAGAGGCUCGAAUUCGUACUUACCUGUAUUGAGGUGACAGGAAUUAAGAUCGACUUUCCUGCUGUUGGCCAACACUAUGGCAUCUCCACUAAUGCAGCGAAAAAACGUCUUCAGCGUGCCAAGGAUCAUGUCGCUAAGCUUGUGGAGGCUAGAGAGGCAGCCCAGCUGGAUGAUAAUAAAGCCGUUGAAACCACAGAGGAUGAGGAGACCUGA